GCUACACUUGUAACCUUAAAACGGUAAAUCUUGGGAAAUUGAUCGAUUGACCAACCUCCAUCUCCUUACUACGAGUUUCUGGAGUAGUUCUGGAUGACCUUGUGUAAGUAAAAGGUAGGUCAAGGCACUUAUUAUUGGAAGAAAGUAUUUCUGCGGGUUCAUGAGGACAGGAAGUCCAGUAAUUGAAAUCAAGGAUACCGCAAGCCGAUACGAAUUCGCUCGUUCACAGGCAAUUUGGCUAGUCAUAUUUGUACACCGGGAGAGCACAUACACAGGAGUCCAGUCAUCGCUGAAACGAGAAAUCCGGAAAGAACAUUAGUCAUCCUUUUGUAGGCAGCCGCGGCCUGCAUUCAGCUUCCAUCACCUCAAAAGUUAUUCUCAAAUUUGCGGCUUAGUGUAAGAUGAAUAUCGAACAGUUCAGAAAAGCAGGUUACGAGGCAAUAGAUCGCAUUUGUGACUAUUACUAUGCUUUGCAGGAAUCCAAAUUUCCCGUUCUCCCGGAUGUUGAGCCUGGCUAUCUACGUCCUUUGCUCCGUUCCAGUGCUCCCGAAUCUGGGGAGGAUUUCUCGCAGAUUGCAGAGGAUUAUCAAAAAUUGAUUGUCAAAGGAUACACCCAUUGGCAACACCCAUCCUUCUUGGCUUAUUUUCCUGCUGGCUUUAGCUUCGAAGGUGUUUUGGGUGAUCUUUACGCAAGUAGCGUCAGCAAUCCUGGUUUCAAUUGGCUGUCAAGCCCAUCUUGCACCGAACUAGAAUCGAUCGUCCUCGAUUGGGCUUCCAAAAUGUUGGGUUUGAGUUCUUCCUUCUUGAAUGCAUCAGGCGUAGGCGGUGGAUGUUUCCAGAAUACGGCUUCUGAGGCUGCGCUGGUCGCAAUCAUAGCUGCCCGCACGGCCUACAAGGCUGCACACCCUGAUACAAAGUUAGAAGACAUGAGGAUUUACACUUCCACACAAACACACUCGCUCGGUUCAAAGGCUGGUGUGAUCCUCGGACUUACUGUUCGCGCUUUGGAGGUUACCAGGGAGGACAAUUUCUCGCUGAGAGGUCACACUCUGCGUGGUGCGCUGGAGGAAGACAAGAAAAAGGGCCUUCAUCCCUUCAUCUUGAUUGCUACUAUUGGCACAACAUCUUCCGGUGCAGUAGACAAUAUUGCCGAAAUUAGAACAGUGAUCAUUAACUUUCCUGAUAUCAAAAUUCAUGUCGACGCGGCAUGGGCUGGGAUGGCCUUAGUCUGCCCUGAGUUUCGAGAAAUGUGCUAUUUGAAAGAUAUCAAUGCAAUUGCAGAUUCUUUCUCUACAAACUUUCACAAAUGGGGGCUCACAAAUUUUGAUGCUUGUCCUUUGUGGGUGCGAGAUCGAAAACAUCUAGUUGAUGCUUUGGAUAUCACUUGUCCCUUUCUACGCACAGCGCAAGGAGACGCUGGAACCGUUAUUGAUUAUCGAAAUUGGCAUCUGGGUUUGGGACGCCGUUAUCGUUCUCUCAAAUUAUGGUUCGUUCUACGGGGAUACGGAGUGGAAGGCUUCCAGAAACACAUCCGCAAGGCAGUUAAUCUCAACAAAGUUUUUGUCAAGCUUGUCUCGUCCUCGGAUAUGCUUUCACUUUGUGCUCCUCCUUCGUUGGCGCUUUCAGUCUUUCGUAUCAAUCCCAGACCAUCUACGCUCAAUCAAGCAACCCUUCCAGAAGAUGCGUUGAAUGAUCUUAAUAAAUUAUUUUACGGAAGGAUAAGUGUUCGGAAAGAUAUUUUCCUUACUCAGACUGUUUUGAAUGGUCACUUUUGCAUCAGGCUCGCCAUCGGGUCAGCUUUCACACAGGAUGCCCAUAUACGAGAGGCCUUCGAGGUCAUUACGCACGAAGGGAAGUUAACCUUGGAAGCUUGGGAUCGGUUACUACCGCGUGGGCCGUAGAUACAACUUCGACUUUUCAAAAAUAAAAAGUUGCUGCAUUCCCGUACUCCCCCAAAAAAUCAAUAUCACCUGUU
Lentinula edodes (shiitake mushroom) is the source of this 1975-nucleotide messenger RNA. RefSeq names its product pyridoxal phosphate-dependent transferase. The transcript has 13 exons. Gene Ontology annotation, molecular function: pyridoxal phosphate binding; carboxy-lyase activity. Lineage: Eukaryota; Fungi; Basidiomycota; Agaricomycetes; Agaricales; Omphalotaceae. Gene Ontology annotation, biological process: amino acid metabolic process. Bases 402 to 1901 code for a protein of 499 amino acids. The record is from RefSeq and is a predicted model, not a curated record.